This is a messenger RNA of Naegleria gruberi, 1053 nucleotides long. RefSeq lists its product as uncharacterized. NCBI's taxonomy places the organism in Eukaryota, Heterolobosea, Eutetramitea, Acrasida, Naegleriidae. The coding region runs from base 1 to 1053 and encodes 350 amino acids. The record is from RefSeq and is a predicted model, not a curated record. The transcript has a single exon.
AUGAAUAAACUCUUAAAACCAGUAAGAUCAUCCUCCAGAUUAAUUUCUAACUUGCUUAGAGGUUGUGCAAACAAGAACAAAUUAACAUUCUUUGUUCCACCAUUCCAAUAUUCAAAAUUUUCAAUCUUUAACUCAUCCAAUAAAAAAUUCAACACUUGGAAAACUGUCAAUCAACAACAUGCAUCCUCUUUGAUGAGAAGAUUCCAUACUAAUCAUGUUGCAAGAGAACCAGUGAUAACAAUUGCAGCGAGCAAACUUCGAACAAGCUACACCAGUAAUUUAUUUGUAUUAUGUUUAAUGGUUUCCUCGUUCUUGCUUGUGUUUUGGUAUUGGGACAAAGAAAGGGAUGGUGUUUUCUUUCAAAUUAUUAAUUCUGAAUUUUUGGAUGAAAAGAUAUGGAAAGAAACUCUUGAAAAUGGUCAAUCACAACCAUUUGUAAAGCUAAAUGGUAAAAUAUUGUUGAAAAAUUCAAAAACUCCUAUUAGCUCAUUCAACAAGAAACCAUUAGAAACCAGCCCAAUAGGUUCAGACGAAAUUCUCUUAAUUCACUAUUUUCUUACUUGCUAUAAUAGAAGUCCAGGAAGAAAUUUCGAUUAUUCCACUCACAAUUUUUAUAUUAUCAGAAACAAUCCAAUGGUUAUGAAAUUUAUAGAUCCUACCAAUCCCUCAAGGGAAAUAAUUGUCGAUUUCUACAUGCACACUAAUUUGAUUGGAACAAGAGAUGGAAAAAUUCAAGAAAACGAAACUCUUGUCAGCCUCAAUAAUGAAAGAGUUAUUGCAGGUGGAAUUGACAAGUUUUUAGAUGAGAUAGAUGACACUGUCAGAAGACUCAAUUCAAAAGAGAAAAAUGGUUGGAGUUGGAAAAACUAUGUCACUAUCAAUAAUCAACAUUUGCAAGAAAAUGUUCUCAGGAAUGGAAAGUUAUCAUUCGUUGGAGGUCAAUUUAGAGUUGGAAAAAGAGGAAACUUGGAAUUUCAUUGCUCUCUGAUUUCUCAAAAACCAGAAAAAGAUUUAUUACAAGAACUCCCUGUAAAGUGGUAUGAAAAAUUCUGA